Molecule: messenger RNA, 2223 nt
Organism: Nannizzia gypsea CBS 118893
Lineage: Eukaryota; Fungi; Ascomycota; Eurotiomycetes; Onygenales; Arthrodermataceae
Product: DNA polymerase epsilon subunit B
Exons: 2
Coding region: 1-2223 (740 amino acids)
Biological process (GO): error-prone translesion synthesis; DNA-templated DNA replication
Cellular component (GO): epsilon DNA polymerase complex
Molecular function (GO): DNA binding
Source: RefSeq, a predicted model, not a curated record
AUGGUCAACCUCCAGGCAUCAGUACCUAUUCGCUCAGGUAUCAAUGAACAAAACGCCCCCAGGACCGUCCAUGAGCCCUCCGUACUUCCCGUCGUUAUCCCUCCUAAUACCAUUAGACCACUUGCUUUCCGGACACUUUCAAAGAAACACAAUCUAGCCUUCACCUCGACUACACUACAGGCCCUUGCAACCUUCAUCGGAAAGUCCUGCGGCUCAAGAUGGCGCCAGGAAGGGCUCGCAGACCUGGUUCUGGAUGAAGUAGCCAAGUUAUGGAAGCAGUCAGGGGGUGGGUCGAUAGUGGAAGAUUGCGCAAAGCUGUCGUUGAAGACCAUUUUGGCUGAAUUGGAAACGUACAUGGUCGGAGGGCGGGUCCAACACGAUAAAAAGGCCGCAAGAAAAUCUACGGACGCACCCAUACCCCAAAAGAAGCGAGAGCACAGUGUCAUUGAUUCCCACGCUCAGGAAGCUGAUAACUCCGUUUCAGAAACCCGAGAGGCUGGGCCUGAUGCCCCAGAGCCUGCUGAGCCUCCAGAGGAUGCCUCUAAUGACCGCGCAAGGAAACGGGUCAAAGUGGUCAACGCAUUUGAACAACAACGCCUAACAUAUAACCCCAACAAGAAACACUUUGAACCGCCAUAUGAAUCUGCAUCCCUGCUUCCUCCUGCCCGCAAUAGAGUCAGUCUGUUCAGGGAUCGCUAUUAUCGGGUUCACCAGCGAUUACUACGGAACGAAACGUUUCAAACUUCAACAUUACCCACAUCCUUCAGUGAAUCCAAUGCAGCUACCUCCUCGAAUCAACCAUAUAAGAUCACAUCAAUUACAAGCUUACAGGGUAGGGGACACACAAACCACUUACUCCUUGGUUUACUCACCAUUUCACCAAGUGGAGGGUAUAAUCUUUCUGAUCCUUCAGGGACCGUGGCCAUAGACAUGGAACAUGCCAAAGGGAUUCCGGCAAACGGUGCCUGGUUUGUACCGGGAAUGAUCCUUCUUGUCGAUGGCGUCUAUGAGGACGAAGACGAAGAUACUGUGGCCCGCGGUGCAGGAGCAAUUGGCGGCAAGUUCAUUGCAGUAUCGGUUGGGGGGCCACCGUGCGAAAGAAGGGAGGUUUCUUUGGGUGUUGACAACCAAAGCCGUGGCUGGAAUACCUUGCCACCAACGGACUCUUCUGCUGACCCAAUGAGUGCUGUCGGGGACUCAAAUCAGCCUGAGUUUAUGCAUCCUGGUUCCAUAUCCCGCCAGUCAUCAGAAGCACAGCGAGUUGUUAUCAUGGGGGAAGUGAAUUUGGACAAUCCAAAGACGCUUCAGGCCCUUUCAUUGGUUCUCGGCCAGUAUGAUGCAGCCUCAGACGACGCACUACCCCCAGCAUUUAUUCUAAUAGGCAAUUUCGUCCAUGACGCGGCGAUUGGAGCUGGAAAUUGUGGAAGCAUUGAAUAUAAAGAAUUCUUCGACAGCCUUGCCUCAGUGUUGACGCAAUUUCCGAAUCUCUUGCGAAAAUCUACUUUUGUCUUUGUUCCCGGAGAAAAUGACCCGUGGGCUUCUUCGUUCUCUCCUGGAGCUACCGCAUGCGUACCCAGACCCAUAGUUCCUGAGCUGUUUAGAUCUCGAGUCCGUCGGGUCUUUCAAACAGCUUAUAGUCAGGACCAUUCCGUCUCCUCCCGGCAGAUAGAUGAAUCGGCUGUCUGGACUUCUAAUCCUACGAAGCUGACUGUUGACGAACCAAGUGUUUCCGAAAUGGUCAUAUUCAGAGACGACAUUUCUGGCAGGCUACGGCGGAAUGCAGUUAUUCUGAAGGAUGAUAAGGCAAAGAAAUCAUCUAGUGGUCAGGGAGAUGCCGGAGCCUUUAGCCAGGCUACCACGGUUACAGACCUCGAAGAGGACAGCCCUAUGGAAUCAAAUGAGGACCAGCAAGACGAAGUAGACGCAAGUUUAGUUGCGGCUCGACGACUAGUCAAAUCAAUCCUUGAUCAAGGAUAUCUCAGCCCGUUUUCUCCCGCCGUACGCCCAAUUCUUUGGGACUAUGCGUCUGCACUCCAUUUAUAUCCUCUCCCUACCGCUCUCGUCAUGGCAGAUCCGGAGGCAGAUCCAUUCACUGUCACUUAUGAGGGGUGCCAUGCCAUGAACCCCGGUCGUUUCGUUGUUGAGGGUAGUAAUGACGUCGCAAGAUGGAUAGAAUUUAACAUGACCACGAAAAAGGGGUCUAUAAAGGAAGAAGUUCUCUAG